Messenger RNA from Lethenteron reissneri (Far Eastern brook lamprey), 3389 nucleotides. RefSeq lists its product as uncharacterized. Gene Ontology annotation, cellular component: cytosol; lipid droplet. The record is from RefSeq and is a predicted model, not a curated record. Gene Ontology annotation, biological process: positive regulation of triglyceride storage; lipid storage. Lineage: Eukaryota; Metazoa; Chordata; Hyperoartia; Petromyzontiformes; Petromyzontidae.
CGCUGGGGACCUGCGGCGGGUUCCACACGGACACGGAUCCCCUUUGAACUCCACCAUCGGCGGGGUCAGGAAGCACCGCAGGAGGGGCCGAAAGGUUACGCGGGGUCCCGAAGAGAGAGUCGCCCGUCUCCAGGUGGCGAGCACAACAGAGAAGGUGUACAUGGAGUCGAGCACGGAAGGAGCGGUGAUGCCGGCGGAGGAAGCUUUUAAGCCGAAGGGGGACGCGCUGACCCGCGUGUCCCAGCUGCCCCUGGUGGAGCUGGGCUCGCGCGUGGCGUGGGACGCGUACGGGGACGCCAAGCGGAGGAACCGCGCCCUCUCCGCGCUCUGCGGCCUUGCCGAGCUGUGGCUCCGCGGGGUCGCGGCCCUCGCGAAGCGCACCGGGAGGCCGCUCGCCUCCCUCCUCGAGUCCCAGCUCGCCUUCGCCAAUGACAUCGCGUGCCUGGGUCUGGACGCCAUCGAGGAGCGCGUGCCCAUGCUGCACCAGACUCCUGACAAGGUAAUGGCGCGCGCCAUGGACGCGGGCUCCGUGGCCGUGGAGUCGGCGCGUGGCCUCGCCGCGGCGGGCCUGGGCGCGCUGAUGAGCACCAAGGUGGGCGAAGUGGCGCACGCGGUCGUGGAACUCACGCUGAGCCGCGCGGAGAUGGCGCUCGAGUGCUACCUCCCCGACGCGGGCGACGAGGAGGAAGCCGACGCGAGCAGCAGCAGCAGCAGCAGCAGCCGCGCCAUUGAGAGGCGGACAGGGAAGGACGGGGUGGACGGCUCAGGGGGGGGGCAGGAGGAGGAAGCGGCGCCGCCCCCGCGGCAGGAGGCGGGGUUCGGGGUGCGCACCGCGGUGCUGCUCUCGCGGGUGGCGCGGCGCGGCUCGCGGCGCGCGCGCGCCCUCGCCUUGCGGGGUGCGCGCGUGCCUCGCGCGCUGCUCACGUCCCUGGGGCUGCACCCGGACCGCGGGGUGUGGCUGGUGUCUCGCCGCGCCGUGGGGGUCCUGCAGGCGGCGCUCGGCGUGGCGAAGGGGGCCGCGGGGGUCUGGCUGAUUGCCACCGUCAAGACCUUCAACGCCUCCAAGGUGGUGCUGGGCAUCUCCGUGGCCAUUCCCCGCAUGGCCCUGCGAGUUCAGAUGGCGACUGUCAGGGUGUCGAUGCGCGUGGCGCGCGUUUGGCUGCGCGGCGCCGGGAUCGCGUGGGGCGCGACGCGGGGCGCUUGGGGCGCCGGAAUGGGCGCCGCGCGCGUCGCCCGCCGCCUCGCCAUCACCAUCCCCGAGCACCUGGUGCACAACACCCCGCUCAGCUGGCUGCUCCCUCGCUUCAUCGUCUCGCUGCUCACGAGCCCCGAGCGCCGCCUCGCCCUCGCCUCCCGCGAAGCUCGCGUCGCCCGCCGCAGGUCCCGCGUCUCCCGCCUCAGCGACUCCGAGCUCCCGGCCCUUGCCGAGUCCCAGCAGCAGCAGCAGCCGCAGCCGUGGGGACCUCGAGUGGAGGGGGCCGAGGGGUCCCCGCGCCGGAGGGGGUCCUACGACUCCCCGACGCGCAUGCUCAUGCGCUCCUCCCGCGACUGACUCCCAGCUGGGUCCGGUCUCCUCGCCUCCACCGCUCGACCUCUGACCUUUCGCCUGCCUCUCCCGUCGAUCGUGCUCUCCCUGGCCGAGUCGUCUCCUUCCUGGGCGAACUCGCUCCGUCUCCGCCUGCCCGACCCCGCCUUGUACCUCUCCCGCCCACUCUCCCGCCUCUCGACGACGAUCUCCUCCCGUCUAUACUCUCCCCUCUCGCGCUUCCCAUCGUCGUCGUCUCUGUCGCGUAUCCCCUUUCCGCUCUCCUGCUUCUCCUCCCCUCUCGCCUACAUCGCAUCCUUCUCUCCCCACCACGAUCCGUCUCCAAUACCUCAACCCGCCUCGUCUUCCUCACAUCUCCCCUCCUCUCCCUUGCCCAUCUCUUCCUCGGUCUCCCAUCUUCCCCCUUCCUAUCCACCCAACAUCUCCUCCCCUCCCUCCGAUCUGCUCUCCCCACCCUCCUGGCUGUUCUCCGCUCUGCCCUAUCUCCUGUCCCCACUCUCUCGGCUCUCCCUCCUCUCCGCGCUCUCUCCCGGGAGCCGAAGCCAGUCCCCUGCACUCCGCGAGGUGGCUCUGCGCUGCGUGGGAGGCGAUAUAAUCACCUACACUUACCACGCGUAGUCACAGACAGCCGGAGGUGGUCAGUCACGUGCACCGUCGCUUAAUAUUACAACGGUCACGUGCAGGAGGUGGCCAUAGUUUGGGGGGAGGUGAUCGGGCCCAGCGGCAGCGCGUUCGCCGCUUCCUGCAGCGGUUCGCGGCUCGAAGCGGCUGGCCGCACUGGUUAACACUGCGGUUGUUUUAACGGCAAGAUGCAACUUCUGCUACUAAUGCGACGACGCGCCUGUCUCCUUCGCAGUGGACGUUAACGAUCGCGUGGCGGCCACUCGACUAGCGCAGGCCAUUGUGUGCCGGCGUCACGGUCCGAAUUCUAAAGAUGACACCGCAAACAUAACCCAAAUUGGGAUCACACAAACAGCAGCAGCAGCAACAUCGCCGCUACCGUGAAACUAACGCAGCGUCGUCGUAGCCUUGCGCUGUAGGAGCGCCAGCGCCCGGCGGCACGCGGACUCGACUCCAGUCACGCGCGCUCCGUUACGCAUCGACGAUGACACGCUCGCCAUGGGAUGUGGACCUCUGCGCCGUGAACUAAUAAUCGAUUAAUUCGCCAUCGAUCCGAGGUUCGAAUCCCUCACCAAUGAACGCUUUCUGUGAAUGCAAAUUUAAUUCUGCCGAUUCAGCUUUUUCUGCACUCGGUAGCCACCGAGUUGAGAUUAUUUUCAGCCUAAUUCAAUAAUCACCACAAUCUCGCACGUGUCUAUUACACGCUUGUUGCUGGCCGCUCUGCGUGUCGGGCCUUCGGGCGCUGUGGCUCAGCAUGAUUCAGUAAACCUCCUCGACUUACCAGCCGUGGGAAUGGCCUCGAUGAGUCUCAAGACGUCUUUGUGCAGGAGGGCCAUGCCAAGAAAUCCACGAGUUUGGCUUCGUGUGGGGGUGGGGGGAACCCGCCAAUCGUAAACUAGGGGUAACUUCAAACUCCACACAGAUAGAUUCAAUGAUCCACGACGAGGACAUCUGGCACGCGCGAUACGAGAGUCGCAAAUGCGCGCUGUGAUCGGAGAGGAAUUUGACGAACUCGAGACGUCUCCAGCGCGAGUUGUGUGUUGGUGCGCGGCGGAAGGCAACAGGGCGAUGACAUCAUCACGGAUGAUGAUGGCGGGUGAGGAUGAUGAUGGAGGGGGAGGAUGAAGAUGAUUUCAUCAGAAACUGCACGUGUCGUGGAGCAGGGUGGGAUUAUGAUGGGGAUCGUAGUGAUGCUGAUGACUCAUUAAAGCGAUGAUUAUUA